CUACCUCAUUCUCACGCUCCAGCUGGCCAUUACCGUGGGUUUUGUGUGCAUUUGCAUGUUCGUACUCUAGCCCUCUCCUACAUGACCGGUUGCAUCACCGCGUAUCAUAAGACGUUUAUCGUGCUCAUCGCUCUGGUGUGCACGGUUGUACUGUGUCUGGCUCUCUCUCUGUUCGCGGUCCAGACUCGAUGUGAUUUCACCAUGUGUUCCGGGAUGAUUUUUGCGGUCAGUAUGGUGGUUUUCCUGACCGGAAUCGCUUGUAUUAUAGUGAAUUUCACUAUGGGACGAAACAAAAUUUUACAGGCCGUGUAUGCCGGACUCGUUCUGUUACUUUUCAGUCUGCUCCUGGUGUUUCACACACAGCAGAUAGUCGGGGGUCGUAAACACGAUCUGGAUGAGGAGGAGUAUGUGUUCGGUGCCAUGCAACUAUAUGUCGAUGUGAUCUUCAUCUUCACGGCUAUGCUUGGAAUAGCCGGAUCAAAUUGA
Messenger RNA from Echinostoma caproni, 486 nucleotides. Lineage: Eukaryota; Metazoa; Platyhelminthes; Trematoda; Plagiorchiida; Echinostomatidae. The record is from the annotation of a GenBank genome assembly.